AUGUCUUCAGAUAGAGAGCGCAAAAAACUAUCCACAAGAUUAAAUGCCUUGUUUGAGGGAAUAUAUGAGUUGACUGAUGGAAGUGGUCAAAAGAUUAGUGAAACGUUUCAAAGAUUACCUUUACGAACAGGUACUGACUACUACAAAAUAGUAUUAAACCCUGUUUCCCUUCAUGGAAUAGGCAGAACUAUAAAAAAAUCUGGGUUCGACAAUGCGCAAGACUUUAUUAAUCAGUUGGCCCAGAUCACCUGGAAUGCGAGGUUGUAUAAUGUCAAAGGAUCUAAAAUAUACAAUGAGGCUUUAAUUUUAGACCACUACAUUACAGAUAAGGUUAUCCCUAAAUUGCAAAACGACAAGGCUAUUGUUAAUCAUCAAUAUCUUUAUUAUCCUGAUUUAGGUCCAUUACCUGAGGAAGACCGACCCAUUCAGGAAAACGGAUUUGAAGAAGAAGAAGAAGAAGAGGAUGAUUAUGAUGAUUAUUCAUCUAGAACAACAAAUCCUGCUCCUACGGAUCAUCACUACAAGGCACUAAUGGCUAAUAAUUUGCUAACGAAUAGGUUACGUGAUAAUUCAACGUCCCCGUUUCAGGCAAAACAGCAUUUAGAGACAGGGAUUAGGAGAGGUCGUCCUCCGAUUAUUGAUAAGCCUUUUGAAACUCGUAUAAAGUUGAUUUUAAAGCAAAUGAAGAAGUUACGUGAUCCAAACAACCCCAGUCACCCAUUAACGACACAUUUCGAUAGAUUGCCGGAUCAAAGGGUACUUCCUAAUUAUUAUCAUGUAGUUGCAAAUCCUAUCAGUUUAAAUGAGAUCCGAGCAAAGGUAAGAACAAGAAAAUACUCGAACGUCAAUCUUUUUUUAGCUGACUUGAGCUUGAUGUUUCAAAACACUAAGUUGUAUUACUCUAAUGACCAAUAUUCAGAGGUUUUGAGAGAUUGCUUAACAUUUGAAAGUGAAACGAACCAUAUCAUUGAGCAAGAGUUAAAAAGAAGCGAGAAAGAUUUAUUGGUUUCAAAUACUUCUGGAAAUGAUGGAAUAAUUAGAAUUCCGUUAGACUCAAUAGAAGUUAAUGGAUACUCGUAUCGAAUUGGAGAUUGGGUUUUAAUUAAUAAUGCGAAUGAACCAAGCAAACCAACGGUUGGUCAGAUUUUCCGCUUGUGGUCGACCGAAGAUGGAACUAAGUAUACGAAUGUAUGUUGGUAUUAUCGCCCAGAGCAAACAUGCCAUAAAUUUGAUCGCUUAUUUUUCAUUAAUGAGGUGUGUAAAACUGGGCAAUAUCGUGAUCAUUUAGCUUCCGAAAUAGUGGGGCCAUGUUAUGUCAUAUUUUUGACGCGAUAUCAAAAGGGAGAUCUUCCUGAAGGAGUAAUCGCAGAAGGUUGUCCUUGGUUCAUAUGCGAGUUCAGGUAUAAUGAAAACAGUCAUAUAUUCAACCGUAUUAGGACUUGGAAAGCAUGUUUGCCAGACGAGAUUAGAGAUAAAUCGGAGCAGCCUUUAGUUCCAUUAUCGGAGCCACGUAAGCUAAUCAAGUAUGAAUCCCCAAUCAAAGAUCUCUUACCAGCAGGAGCUGACAUUAAUAUGCCUAUCCCUGAGCCAACUCCAGGACCCAAUGCGAAUAGCCCACCAAUUGUGGGACUGGUGUAUUUGAGACCUCCCAGUGAAGAGGAUGAAUUGGGUCAAUACAUCUCGAGUCCUAAUGUUACCGCUAGCCCUGAGAAUGACGAUAGAGUCAAUAAUCGUAGAGCAUUUUUGUUUACUCCGGUACUGCAACUAAAAUUUGGCGGGGGUCUGAACAUGUCCUAUUCCAUAAUGAACUCAAGUAAUCCUGAUAUUGAGGAUAAGUCAUAUAAUUCUAGCGUGACAAGAUACAGACAGCUCUUGCAACAACAGCAGCAACAGGUUCAACAUUACCAGCAAUCAAGGCAACAUACUCCUUCUGUGAAAAGAGCUCACACCCCUACCUCGGGUGGCGCUAUAAUGUCUCAAACUGGUGCCUCUUAUCAUACAUCUACAUCUGCAUAUUCCACUUUAAUCAAUGGAGGUGUGCUUUCCUACACCUUAGCAGAUGAGGAUAAUAAGUUGAGUGAAAUUAGUGAUGGCUUCAACCUUCGAAAGAGAAGGUUGGAGGAUUCAGAAGAGAUAAAUGAACUCGUUUGGUACAGAGCUCCACCUCUACUAGUGAACAACAGAGUAGUUUCGGAUGGUAGCAUUAUUUUAGGUCACUCUGCUCAAUACGUUGCUUGGAAAUUAAAGAAUCUGAGUACAUAG
This is a messenger RNA of Priceomyces carsonii, 2262 nucleotides long. RefSeq lists its product as uncharacterized. NCBI's taxonomy places the organism in Eukaryota, Fungi, Ascomycota, Pichiomycetes, Serinales, Debaryomycetaceae. The coding region runs from base 1 to 2262 and encodes 753 amino acids. Gene Ontology annotation, cellular component: RSC-type complex. Gene Ontology annotation, biological process: transcription elongation by RNA polymerase II; chromatin remodeling. Gene Ontology annotation, molecular function: chromatin binding; protein binding. The transcript has a single exon. The record is from RefSeq and is a predicted model, not a curated record.